AUGGUUUCAUCAUCAACUAAGUGGUUAAGCAGCCUUGUGUGCUUUCGUCGGAGACUGAAGCCAGAGGUCCUCGAUGGUGAGCACAGCAGCCAUAGAUUCGGUACGGACCACAAGGAGCCCGUUGAGUCAUCACAUUCGAUCAGCACAACGUUACAGCAGUCUGCCAGGACGAGUCGAGAAUCUGUUGCGGGAAAAAAGCGUCAUGAUUUUAGCCCGCAGAAAGAGCCUGCUGUGGUUGAGCGGACGGUGAGUGACGAUACGCUGGCAACAGUGUCGGUGGAGAAGGGAUCGAGCCUCAACCAAUCUCUAUUAGUGGUCGCCGAACGACAGUAUAAGCUCGUCGACGACUGCGCAUACCCAACAUUAGCAAAUGAACGAGAAGUCAUUAUACGGCCAAUGGCUGUGGGACUCAAUCCGAUUGACUGGAUGUCAGUCGACUACAACUUCUGUCUACCGAGCUUUCCUUGGAUCACCGGCCGUGAAUGUGCGGGCGUUGUGGAUCAUACUGGUAGCGAGGUCACGAAUGUCAAAGUCGGUGACCAAGUCUGGACAAGCACCUACUAUCGCGAUAGACGAGCGGGCUGUUUUCAGCAAUUUGUCACAGUUCCGGAACAUACCGUGCUCCCAAUGCCAGCCAAUCUCAACUUCGACCAGGCUUCUACAUUGGGAGUCGCAGGGUUGACGGCUGCCAUGACGCUGUGGAAGUGGCUGGAGGUUACCAUGCCAUCUGUUUCGUGUACGGCGGGAUCGUCACCGCCGGCACAAGCUACGCCAUCAAGAUCAGACGAGUAUCUGCUGAUCUGGGGCGGUGCCACCAUGACCGGCCAGUUCGCCACGCAGAUAGCUCGUCUGAGUGGCUUGAAGACAAUUUGUGUCGCUUCAGAAACGUCGAAGUCAUUAUGUACGUCACUUGGCGCGACUCACGUUAUCACACGCGAUGGGAAAUCCCCCGAGAUGCUCCUUGAGGAAGUCCAAGCCAUUGCAGCAGACAACAUCACUUGUGCGAUCGACCUUGUCGGAGCAGAGACAGCAAGCUACUGCUUAAGAGCUGUCUCGACACAAAGACCGGUCCUCUUUGCACCCCUGGCAAUGAUGAAGAACGAUAUGGCUAUUGCAAGGAACGUCCGGAUAGAGACUGUGGAGAUGAAAAGAUUCGUUCUGGACGAAGACAACGCCUUCUACGCUGAAAGACUAAAUUCCUUGAUCGAGGCGGGAGCCGUGAAGACUCCUGAGCUGGAUGUCAUGGAGGGCGGGCUGGCGGUAGUAGAAGAAGGACUUGCAAGGAUUAAGGCCGGGAAUAGGAACGGCAGGAAGGUAGUAGUACGGAUGUCCUGA
Molecule: messenger RNA, 1335 nt
Organism: Cyphellophora attinorum
Lineage: Eukaryota; Fungi; Ascomycota; Eurotiomycetes; Chaetothyriales; Cyphellophoraceae
Product: Enoyl LovC
Exons: 2
Coding region: 1-1335 (444 amino acids)
Molecular function (GO): oxidoreductase activity, acting on NAD(P)H
Source: RefSeq, a predicted model, not a curated record